AUGUCGGACGACGAGACGGAUCCCGAGCUCCUCGCUCUGCUUCGACAGCAUCUCGAGGGCAAGCUCGGUGUGGAUGCGGACCAAGAGGAGGAGACGGGUGUUCUUUCGGGAGCAGAGUACGUCUACAACAACGGAAUCGACGUGGCCAUCGAUAUGCGAGCGACAAAAAACGCGGCCGAAAGCAUCUACCAGCAGAUGCAGCAGAAGAGCUACUCGACCGCCACCUGGUCCGAGCAUGAGCUGCACCCGACGACCAAGGACGAGAGCACAGUCAACUUCAUCUUCACCAUGGACCUGCUCAACUUUUCCUUUUGGUCCGACCUCCCGGACGAUGAGAGAUUCGCCAUCGAACACCGGGGCCGGCGAUGGACCGGCUACUGGAGCUUAGUCGCGGCCCUUCAAAGGGCCCUGGAUGAGGGAAUUCCCAUCACGGACCCGCAUUUUUGGCACGACGAGGAUGAGUGCAAUCUGAAGGCUCUGAAACAUAUAUUUCGUUCCUGUACCGACGAGGAAAUGCCAUUGUUGCCAGAGCGUCUAGCUUGCUUGCGAGAGAGCGCUCAAGUGCUGUACGACAGAUACAACUGCUCCAUCACCCGACUCAUCUCCGUAGCCAACGGUUCCGCCGCCCGGUUGGCGAACAUUCUCGCCCGAGACUUUUCGUGCUUCCGUGACGAGCACAGCUUUCCCGGCAGCAGCAAGCCCAUUCGCUUUCUCAAACGAGCCCAGAUCCUUUGCGCAGAUCUGUGGGCUUGCUUUCAAGGCGAGUCCUACGGUCGUUUUACUGACAUUGACAAGAUCACCAUGUUUGCCGACUACCGCAUACCGCAGAUACUCAUCUCCUUGGGUGCUCUGUACUGCAGCCCAUCGGUGGUAUCGGCCAUCGAAGCCAGGCGGUGCUUGGAGAGCGGCGGACCGUGGGAAGUCCAAUUGCGAGGUGGGCAACCGAUGAUUUCGGGGUUUAUUUGGUCGGCUGGCUAA
Messenger RNA from Drechmeria coniospora, 978 nucleotides. Its product is annotated as UPF0553 protein c. The transcript is spliced from 3 exons. Lineage: Eukaryota; Fungi; Ascomycota; Sordariomycetes; Hypocreales; Ophiocordycipitaceae. The record is from RefSeq and is a predicted model, not a curated record. Bases 1 to 978 code for a protein of 325 amino acids.